This is a messenger RNA of Nerophis lumbriciformis (worm pipefish), 2223 nucleotides long. The record is from RefSeq and is a predicted model, not a curated record. Lineage: Eukaryota; Metazoa; Chordata; Actinopteri; Syngnathiformes; Syngnathidae.
AUGGAGGAGUUCUUUAAAUCGGCGCUGCCAAGACUCGACUACCACAACGGGCUGGACACCGACAGCACUUUGGCCUUGCCGGCCGAGCCGAGCGCUCGAUCCUCGGAUUGGUUUACAACGGGCGACCGCAGUCUGCGGGUGCAACAGCAGGUUCAACUCACUUUGGCUAGGAAGGCUAAAAGGAGCGCAUCAAAUGGCAGUGUCCAUUUACAGAGAAGUGCCUUAAAGAGUUUUGAUGCUGCUGACGGACAGAGGCCUCGCAUCACGGUAAACGGUAAUGGUUGCUUUCUGUCAAACACUGAGCGUUUGCGCAGGCCGUCCAGAAGAGUGGAGGUUUCCCCGCCGGAGACGCCCGACACUGCUCGGCACCAUUUUGUUUUUAACGGCGCCUGCACUCUGCCCGUCCGCAGCAUAUCCCACAGGAACUGCUCCCUGCUUGGCCGCUCACUGGGCUCGAAUCAGCGCUACACCCUUUCUGAAGCGAGGCGUCGGGGGCCCACCUGCACCUCCACGCCAGCCGCCGACUGUAGCUUCCGCGAUUGGUCGGACGUGUCCUUUGGCCGGCCUAGACACAGGUCUGCCUGGAACGAGUCGGCCUUCCAGCAAAGCGAGGGGAUGGUCGUUGCACCCCAGUUCCGUCAAAGGCUUCUCCGACUGAACACGUACCCGCCUUUGAUGAACAGCGUGGAGGCGGACUUGGGGGGCCGAGCGGGGUCUCAGCUGAUCCAAACCAACAAUGUCUUAACUCUAUCAGAAAAGCCUCCUGAGAUGACGCUGGAGCGGGCCGUCAACCUGCUGACUCAUCAGAAUGAGGACACGCUGAUCAGAGCCGCCGCUAACAUCCAAUCUCAGUGUUUCAAGAGCGCCGAUGCCAGGAAGAUGGUUUAUUUUAUGCGCGGCAUCAAGAAGCUGUUGCAGCUUCUCAACAACGACGAAGAGGAAGUACAAAGGGCCGCUGCUGCUGCUCUACGUAACGUCGUGUACCAAAGCAGCGACAACAAAAUGGAGGUGAAAGAUCACGCCGGUCUGGCCACCAUUUUGCGCGUCUUGAAGAACAGUCGCGACAUGGAGACCAGAAGACAGCUCGCUGGACUUCUGUGGAACUUGUCCUCUCAUGACCUAUUGAAGGAAAAUCUCUCCAGAGAAGCUUUGGAAGUUCUCACGAAGUCAGUCCUCGUGCCGAGCUCCGGCAUCUCCGAAGGCGAGAACCCCAAAGACGAACUUCUCGCUGAUGACGAGGUUUUCCAUAACGCUACCGGCUGCCUCAGAAACCUGAGCUCAUCCGGUCCGGAUGGGAGAAAAGCCAUGAGGGAUUGCGAGAACCUCAUCGAUUCUCUAGUUUACUACAUCCGACGAACCGUGUCCGACUACAAAGCUGAUGACAAGUCCACGGAGAAUUGCGUGUGCAUCUUGCACAACUUGUCAUAUCAAAUCGAGUUGGAGCUUCCCAACAAAUACGCUUCCAAUCUCCCGGCGUCGCAAGAAGACGUGGCGCUUAAGCCCAAGGCGCUCGGAUGUUUUGCUCAGCGCGGCGUCAAGACCAAAGAGCAAGAGCAGCGUCAUCGCACGCUCCUGGAGGAGAAGGCCAACCCUCGUGGCAUCGAGUGGCUGUGGAGCUCCAUUACCAUCCGGAUGUAUUUGUCACUCAUCGCCCGUAGCGGUCGCCAUUACACCCAAGAAGCGGCAGUCGGAGCUUUGCAGAACAUCACGGCCGGAAACGGACCGGUGACUGAAGCGAUCGCCUACACCGUCGUGCGCAAGGAGAACGGCCUCCAGCACGUGAGGAAAAUGCUGCAAGAGGGCGAGCGCAAUGUGAAAAGGACGGCCGUGUCGCUUCUCAAAAAUCUGUCGCGCUUUCCAGAGCUGCACCCAGAUAUUGUAAAGCAGGUGUUGCCAGAAGUGGUGGAGCUCAUGCCCAACAAUGACACGGGACACGACCUCCCCUCGGACGUGACGGCGUCGUUGUGUCACAUUCUUGUCAACUUGAGCCAGAGCGACGUGCAAAAUGUUCGAGCUAUGUUGAGCCAGGACGCCCUCCCGAAGAUCUGCAACAUCAGCAAGAAGGACAACGGUUAUGGACCAAGUAGAGCAGGUGUAGCAGCAUGUGUCCUACUACACUCCAUGUGGGAGCACACUGAUCUCCAUGCGACCUAUAAAAAGUGCGGCUUCAGGAAAACAGAUUUCAUCAAUGCGAGGACCACAAAGUCUGUGAACUCCCUCUAG